AUGGCCCAGAAUCGCUUGAAUAGUGGCAAGGCGAGUGCGCUGGCAGGGCGGCAAAUGCGUCUUGACGUCGGUAUUCCCCCCGAUAAACCAGAUGAUGGCAAUCUCGAAUCUCGAAAUAGAGACAAUGCCUGUCGUACCUGGAUCAGUCUUAGAUCUUGCUGCACGACCGGCAUGCUUUGGGAACCUGUUCCCAUAAAGUGGCUCCUCAAGAGGCAUCCCAUAUGCAAGAUGCAAGCUCCGCCACAGGCCACAGGCCACAGCAAAAAACCGCAUACCGCCACAGGUUCCUGGUCGCAUUUUGAGGUUCUUGAGGCUGGAGAAGCAGAGAAGCAGAGAAGCUUCACUGACGUGGCAGAAGGCUCGUGGCUGGCCACUCCGGCAGACGUCAAGCCUCGCCAGGCUAUGAUCCUUGUCGGUGUGGCUUGUUAG
This is a messenger RNA of Fusarium sp. VM40, 429 nucleotides long. The record is from the annotation of a GenBank genome assembly. NCBI's taxonomy places the organism in Eukaryota, Fungi, Ascomycota, Sordariomycetes, Hypocreales, Nectriaceae.